AUGGAAGAGAUGAUGAAACCACACGUAUGUGAGCCCAACUCCGUUUCCUCGGCACUAGCUAUGCACAGGGACUCGUACGUAGUAUCCAAAUUCAAACCGAAGAUCCGCAUAAUCCACAUAUUUGCACCGGAGAUCAUACAGACCGACGCCGCUAACUUCCGGGAGCUUGUACAAAGACUCACCGGGAAACCCACCGACCGUAGAGGCAGGAAGAAGAAGUCGAGGUUCAUUGCAGCAGGGCAAGAGUCCACCAAAGCGAUCACCGAGUUGACGGACGGGUUCAACAAUUCAGGCUACGGUUAUGCUGAGGGGAGAAUUAUCAAGGAAGAAGAGAUGUGGAGAUGUGAGAACUCGACGACUGACUACUUGGGCGGAUUCGAUUUUGAUAGUUUUAUCAAAGGUUUUGAUGAUUCUGAAAUGGAUGGGUUUGGAGAAGCUCAUCUCUCCUCAUCUCUCUUGGAAAUGAUAUAG
Molecule: messenger RNA, 471 nt
Organism: Nelumbo nucifera (sacred lotus)
Lineage: Eukaryota; Viridiplantae; Streptophyta; Magnoliopsida; Proteales; Nelumbonaceae
Product: VQ motif-containing protein 25-like
Cellular component (GO): nucleus
Source: RefSeq, a predicted model, not a curated record